Molecule: messenger RNA, 1648 nt
Organism: Ostrinia furnacalis (Asian corn borer)
Lineage: Eukaryota; Metazoa; Arthropoda; Insecta; Lepidoptera; Crambidae
Gene: Rpn5
Product: regulatory particle non-ATPase 5
Exons: 9
Coding region: 125-1477 (450 amino acids)
Cellular component (GO): cytoplasm; proteasome regulatory particle, lid subcomplex
Source: RefSeq, a predicted model, not a curated record
UACUCACUCACUCAAUUAUUUUCUGAUUAGCUGUCACUCUGAUGAGCUUGCAUUUAUUUUGUGUCUGAAAAAUAGCGUUUUGUUGUGCUGUAAUUACUGAAUUAAAUAAGAAAUUUAUCUAAAAAUGACUACAAACGGAGAUAUUGGUGGCCUAGAUGCCAGUGGAAAAAUAAUUAAAAUGGAAGUGGAUUAUAGCACCACUUGCGAUGAAAAAAUUCCCCUUUGGAAAUCAUGGGCUUCCAAAGGAAAGGUACAAGAAGCUAUAGACCAGCUACUGGCUCUUGAGAAGCAGACGAGAACGGGAGCUGAUAUGGCAUCUACUGCUAGGAUUUUAGUAGCUGUAGUCCAAAUUUGCUUUGAGGCUAAGAACUGGUCAGCUCUGAAUGACCAUAUUGUACUUCUUUCAAAGAGAAGGUCACAACUCAAACAAGCAGUUGUCAAAAUGGUCCAAGAGUGUUGCACUUAUGUCGAUAAAACUCCAGACAAAGAGACCAAAAUAAAACUCAUUGAGACCUUAAGAUCUAUCACAGAGGGCAAAAUUUACGUUGAAGUUGAACGGGCCAGGCUGACUCACAUCUUGGCCAAGAUCCGUGAGGAAGAAGGCAAUAUCGCGGAAGCUGCAAAGAUCAUCCAAGAAUUGCAGGUUGAAACGUAUGGGUCAAUGGAUAAACGAGAGAAAGUUGAGCUUAUUUUGGAACAGAUGAGACUGUGCUUGGCUAUAAAAGACUACAUCCGUACCCAGAUUAUUUCUAAGAAAAUUAAUACUAAGUUCUUUGAAGAGGAUGAUACACAGGAGUUGAAAGAAAAGUUCUACCGAUUAAUGAUUGCGGUAGACCAGCACAACGGCCAGUAUCUCGCCGUCUGCAGACACUUCAGGGCUCUGGGCCAGUUAGCCGGAUCAGAUGCGUUGGUCGGCAGUGUGGUGUUCCUAGUGCUGGCUCCGUAUGACAACGAGCAGGCGGACUUGACACACAGGCUCAAUGAAGACAAGGAUCUUGAUAAGCUGCCUGAGUACAAACAACUUCUGGGUCUCUUCAUCAACCCUGAAAUCAUUAGAUGGAACACCCUGUGCUCCAUGUACGAAAAGAUGCUUCGUUCUACUCCAUACUUCGAUUCCGCCGAUGAGAAGGGACAGGAACGCUGGAACGAUCUGAAGAAUCGCGUUGUAGAACAUAACAUUCGCAUUAUGUCUAUGUACUACACCCGCAUCACGGUGAAACGUAUGAGCCAGCUGCUUGGCCUCAGCGAGUCAGAGACGGAGGAAGCGCUGAGCCAACUCGUGGUCAGCACGAUCGUGAAAGCCAAGAUCGACCGGCCGGCUGGCGUUGUACACUUUAGCUUAAACAUGGACGCGUCAGACCGUCUCAACGAGUGGUCAAAUAACUUGAACAGCUUGAUGCAACUUGUGAACAAGACGACACAUUUGAUCAACAAAGAAGAAUGCGUCCACAAACACCUGCUGGCGACAGCCGAGUAAUUAUUAAACAAAUUAGCGUUACGUAUCGAGUCUGAAAAUGUAUUUUUAUUAUUUUCUUUCCUACAGUAAAACUAUUCUACUGUGUAGAAACUUUAAUGGAAUCAAUUUAAUUUUCGUUUAACGUCUCUUAAUGUAAUCAGUGUCCAAAAGAAUGAUUUUGUAUCUUCAAAG